GGAAACACUUUGCGUUCUCUAGGCUCUUAACAGUAACUUAGGGCUUUCCUAAGACAUGUUGUUUCUCAUUACUUGCCCCGGGGGCUUAAAGCAGAAAAACUGAGGAGUUAAAAAAACAAAACAAAACAUGGUUGUUUCCCUCAGGUGACCCACACAGGUGGUGACCCAGAACCUUAGCUCUCAGGGAGAUCUCCCUUCCUCCCGAAGGCUCUGGCCCACCUGGACCCAGCCCUCUCCCACCCUGUGUGGGGGGCCAGGACCCAGGGCCGCCGCUCUGCACUUCCCUCUCAGCAGCCUUUCCUCCCCCUGCGGCCCUCGCAGGGGGCCCGAUGCCACCCGUGUCCAUGCGUGGGAGGCUCCCCCAGCCCUAGUCCUGCUCUGUGGGGAGUCAGACUCUCACUGGACAGAUCCAGACGUGGAGUCUCUGCACCAGAUUCUCCUGGGUUGCCUAUGACUUGGGUGCGCUGAUUUAGGACUAGGGACAGGCACUCCUGCUUUUUUAAGAGAAGCAGAAUUUUUUUCAUAUGUUUCUCUAUUUUUCAUAAUUGCCAUCAGAUAAACAUGGAUUACUUCUCAACUUCAGUUUUUAACCUCAUAUAUAAACAUAAUCUUGUGGUAAGAGACUCAGGCCGUCACUAUACCUACCAGAAUGGCUGUACUGCGCACCGCACUGGCCCAGGGCUGGGGUGCUGCUGGGACGGGGCUGGGUGCCGGUGUGGAGAAAUGGGUCUCACACCCAUGCUGGAAACCAGGAAACCACUGGGGAAGCAGUGGCAGCUUCUCACAGAACUAAGCCUGCACGUCUCCUACACGCCGGCCUCUCACCCCCGGGCAGGUGUCACAGAGAAGGGAAUGCUCGAGCUCACACGCCCUGAGCGCGGGACACAACCCAGUGUCCGCCAGCGGGUGGCCCGGCGGCUUGCACACGGGGGCGGGGCUGAGCCACAGACGACCUGGCUGAGUCUGCAGGGCGCUGUGUGGAGUGACAAAGGCAGCCCAGAAGGUCACACACUGGGACUGUUUGUGUGCUGUUGGAAUGAGCGUGCUGACGGCGGCCACGGUUUGGGGAGGCGGUGGGAGGAAGGUGGCUGUGGCCGCAAAAGGGCAACACAAGGCACCCUUGUGGUCACGGGCGUGCUCUCUCCCUCACUGUGGCAGAUGUGCGGACCGACACGUGUGACCACACUCGUGCACGCACACACACACACAGAUUGGAAUCAGAUUGUGGCAUGUGUCUGGGUCACUGUAUAGUUUUUGGCAAAAUGUCACCGAGGGAGGCCCGGUCAAGGGUCCUCAGGAUCUCUGCAUUGUCUCUGACACCUGCACGUGAACCUGCCAUUACCUCAGCCAGUCUCAUGGAAGGUGAGACAGCGAGCCUGUCUUGCGAAGCCGCGCUGCUGCCCGAGCAGCCACACCCGUGCCCGGCCGUGCGUCUUUCCAGACCUCCCGCCUCUCACUGUGCGGGGGCCGGCGCCCGUGUGGCGGAGUGCGGCCGGGGUCCGUGCGGAGCGUGCGGCUCGGCGGUUGGAAUUUGAGGGCGGCCGCGAGGGGGAGGUGGAGCAGCGGGAGAACGUUCUGAGGCUGCAGACAAUGCUUGCAAGAACUUGUCGAGCUUUGUGCCGCUGAUGAUACGGGAGAGGAGGGGCUGCUGCCUUCAUUCCGAGGCUCAGGAAGCCGCAGCCCAGAGAGACCCUCGCUCUCUGUUGUGCAGAAUUCGCAGCCGGAGCCCACACGCUUGUUUGGGAGCGGGCCGGACGGUGGCUGCUGGAGACUUUGCAGGCCGGCGGCCUGUUACACCUGCUCGGCGCGCCCUUGCAGUUUGGGGCAGCCACGGACAAA
Molecule: messenger RNA, 1839 nt
Organism: Lutra lutra (Eurasian river otter)
Lineage: Eukaryota; Metazoa; Chordata; Mammalia; Carnivora; Mustelidae
Exons: 2
Coding region: 562-1251 (229 amino acids)
Source: RefSeq, a predicted model, not a curated record